Messenger RNA from Lepisosteus oculatus (spotted gar), 3112 nucleotides. The record is from RefSeq and is a predicted model, not a curated record. NCBI's taxonomy places the organism in Eukaryota, Metazoa, Chordata, Actinopteri, Semionotiformes, Lepisosteidae.
CCACGGCGUGCUGGUCACUCACUCAAGAUAUUCAUUGAUAGUGUUGGACUUCCAUCCAUUCAUUAUCAGGCAGCAGAGUCUCCGUGGGAUGAGUGCAGAAUUUAACCCCCACGGGGCACUGCUGGCCCUUCUGUCUGCCGCCCCACUCCUGGUCAUCCUGCUGAUGUGUCUGCGCUGUCACAGGAGAUCCAUGAAAAUACGAGAAGAAAACCAAAUUUACGACCCACAGCUAUUUGAAGAUAGGGGAUUCACUGUCAUUCGAUCUAAAACAGUGACACGGCCCAAUCAGAUUGUCAGAGCGCCGCCCCCUUUACCCCCAGAGGAAUCUCAACUGGAGAUUGAGCAGGAUGCCCAAGCAGUAGUCAAUGGAGAACACUCAAAAUAUCAAAAUGUCCCCAUCUUGGCAAAAGAGGGCUGUGAACCAAUGUAUGUGGAUCCAAUUGCAGGAUCACCAUAUCAAAACUGCAUACUAAAGACCUCGGAGAAAGAUGCUGAUAGCAAUUCAUAUGAAAACGUGUUUCCCACCACAGAGAAAACCACCAGUCAGGACUCAGAUGGCUCAGACUACGAAAACAGCACAUUCCUGCAAACUGUAAAAAGGAGAGGGUGUUCAGCAGCACCCAGCGCUGAUGAAGAAGGAGAUGAACCCGACUAUGUCAAUGCCCUAGUAGUAAAACCCUGAAGGACAAGCAGCCCGAGUUCUGACACCACGGAAGCCGCACAGGGAUCCUAAGUUCAUGGAAACAGGGAAGGACUCGGAGAACGGACAAGCACCGGUCCACACGGAGCUCACCAUGUAACUAAACUGAAAUGUGAAGGGGAUGGGGAUUGUGUUACUUAUAGACUUGCAUAGUAACAUACAAGGAGAUAUGGAGGCCCUAAAUUAAAAACCAAUAACUAUCCAGCUAAGGAGCUAUAACUUGCUAGUGAAAACAGGCAGCUUGUCUUUAUGCCAUGUGUAGACCCCCUAGUGGCAUAGACCUGUAAAUACAAGGGCCUCCCUGAAGCACUCAGUUCUCUAUUGAUCAACCAAUACUUGUCCUGUUAUUUAGUGCUUUUGAAUUAAUCUUAUUUUCCAUGCUGCUUAAUUUAUAUUUUUGCUUGGAUUUUUUUUAAAUAGACAAAACUGAGAAUCACUGCAAACCUGUUAAUCAUUCAAGCCCUUUUCAGUACCAGUGAGAGGAAUAGCCCUAAUAUAUUAAUAUAUUGAGAAGAGUGAGCCACAGCCCAUCCUCGUAAAAAAAAAUCCCUUGAUUCCUAACUUACCUACUGCACUGUACUCAUGCUGUACCAAUCAGUGUGUUGCACAUCUCUGUGUUGAAUAUGCAAGGGAGUGACUUCAGUGCUGCUCUGUAAAACUCAAGACAGCAUCUACUGUAUACUGAAGACUAAGAAGAUCCACCCUUGGCCUGAGCUGCUUAUUCUGGUGUCGGCCACAGCAAGUGGCUACUGAACAGCAGGGGGCGCAAGGGAGGACCAAGAGCACAUAGCUGCUCUCCCACUAGACAGCAUGGGCCAUGGGGAACAGAACAGCCAAUCCAUCCUCCCCAGGAUGCCCUUGCAAGAGGAGAGGUAACUGGAACGCACAGAAAUUGGGGAGGCAAUGCAAACGUCACAGACACCAGUGACCAGAAUCACAUGCAGGACGAGGAAACGGAACUAAGUUACCACACCACUGGGCUUCCAGUGCAGUAUGAGAACAUUUUUUUAACAAAAUCUGGGACAGGCUUGUGCAUGAACUUUUUUUAAAGCCUUGUCUUAACCUAGAAAAAUAAUUAAACAUCUGUUCCUCAUAUUUCUCUUCAAUUCUUUUUACUUGCUGAACAUUUUUAAAGUAAUUCACUGGGAUCUAUAGAAAUGAGUGUGUGGAUGUGGGUGAAGAGCACCGACAGGGACCAGGAGCUCGUUCUUACUGAAAUAUACAGCUACUGCCAUGUGAACAUCUGAAGCCGCCAGUGUGAUGUAAUCAGUACCACUAGCAACAAUUAUAAUUCUUACAAUUUAAUAGUCAAUAUAUACAUAAUAUUUAAUAAAUGAUAGUUAAAAAAACACCACCUAAACCAAGCCAUUCCAUUCCAUUAAAAAGGCUGAAAUUUACAAAAUGUAAAUAAAAUGUGUUUACUCUGGGAAGUAUCAAUCAGCAUUAAGAACAUUGAAUUUUACUUUCUUAAAAGUAAAUUACAAAGGAUAGAUACCCUCUAGAUCACUUGGUUGCUAGCAGCAAAGAUCUUAUAGUCUCAUCUGGCCUUUUCUUAAAUCUGCUCCCGUUAUCAGCUUUGACAACAUGCUUGUGCAGCUUUUUUCAGACUCCCACAAGCCUCAUACCAGCAGGCUGAAGGAACAUUUUCAGUUUUCAAUAGAGAAGAGUAUGGUGGGACCCGAGAUCUAAAAACCUCAAAGGUCCUAUAAAGGCAACCUUGUGGCUGUUUUAAGUAUGAACAGUGAAACACAAACCAGUGGACAUAAGUGGAAACUAUGAGGAAGUGCAUUUAAAACCAGGAACAGCAGGUACUUCUUUGUGCAAAAGGCUGUAGGAGUCUGGAACUCCCAGCCAUGUGGUUGAAGCCAAUGCUCUUGACUUCUUUCAAGAAACAAGGGGAUGAGAUCCUAAGAUCAAUUAGCCACUCUCAACCAAACAGGCUAGAUGGACUGGAUAACCUCCUGCCUGUAACCUAAAGAAGUGCCUCCUGUUCAAAGUUUUAGAUGCACUUCCACAAUCUCCUCUUGUCCAUUUGGUUUGCACUUGACUGUUGAUUCUGAAGAAAUCCACUGGCCUGACUGUCCGUGCCUUUGAGGAUUUGGGAUAUUUGAAUCUGGCUCUCCUGUAUCCUCUGUUCAAAAUGAGAAAGGCCUGCAUCUUUUGGCCUGUAAGAACAGGGUAUUCCUUAAAGUUAAAAAAUGUCUGUAUACUUCCAACUCCAUUAUUACGUUUCCAUGCUAUAUUGCUCACUCACAUUGAAACUGAAGUAUCAAUAUCAACACCAAACUGACUCUAUGUAGCUUUUUUAAGCUCAUUGUUUCCCAUGUAAUAACGUUUUUACUAACAUGCAUGCAUUGUAUGAACGAUGUAAAUGUUAUUUAAAAUUAAAGAGUUUUUUUAUGUUUAAAAAAA